This is a messenger RNA of Cyphellophora attinorum, 1401 nucleotides long. Its product is annotated as 2,2-dialkylglycine decarboxylase. Gene Ontology annotation, molecular function: transaminase activity; pyridoxal phosphate binding. Gene Ontology annotation, cellular component: mitochondrion. The coding region runs from base 1 to 1401 and encodes 466 amino acids. The transcript has a single exon. The record is from RefSeq and is a predicted model, not a curated record. NCBI's taxonomy places the organism in Eukaryota, Fungi, Ascomycota, Eurotiomycetes, Chaetothyriales, Cyphellophoraceae.
AUGGCGCCAAUGCUCGGACAGACUGAACAUGAUGAAACGGCAGUACAAUCAAAGCAAAUCAAGCAAAGCCCCUUGCCGUAUCAGAGUGCCGAUCAAGCCACGUUGCAAGACCUUGCUAGCAAGUGUCUCGCAAAUUAUGGCACCAAGCUAGAGCGAGACAUCAUUGUUAGAACCGAAGGUCUAUACGUCUACACGGCGGAUGGUCAUCGAGUGCUCGACUGGACCUCCGGACAGAUGAGCUGUCUCGUCGGACAUGGGCAUCCUGAGGUAGUCGAGGCUGUGCGACAGCACGCCGCACAUCUCGACCAUCUCUUCUCUGGCAUGGUGUCGCCACCUGUCAUCAAUCUUGCCCACCGUCUGACCUCGGUGCUGCCAAGAGGUCUUGACAAAGCAUUCUUUCUCAGCACCGGCGGUGAGAGCAAUGAAGCUGCUAUCAAGAUGGCCAAGGUGUAUACGGGCAAGUUCGAGAUUGUGGGACUGGGCGCUAGCUGGCAUGGGAUGACAGCCUCUGCCCUAGGAGCCCAAUACCAUUUCGGUCGCAAGGGUCAGGGGCCUGUCAUGCCUGGGAUGCACAUGUUGCCGCCACCCAAUGCAUACAGGUCGAUCUUCAGAAAUGCGGACGGUAGCUAUGACUGGGAAAAGGAGCUGGACUACGGUUGGUCGUUGAUUGAUCGAGCAUCCUGCGGAUCGUUAGCAGCCUGCAUAGUGGAGUGCAUUCAGUCGUCGGCGGGUAUGCACGUGCUACCGGCAGGCUAUCUCCAAGCGCUAAAGAAGCACUGCGAGAAGCGUGAAAUGCUGCUGAUCGUGGAUGAGGCUCAGACUGGGAUUGGUCGAUGUGGAGAUCUGUUCGCUAUCGACCAUGAUGGAGUCGUCCCUGACCUUUUGACGCUGAGUAAGACUUUAGGUAACGGGCUGCCUCUGAGUGCCGUGGUCACUAGCAACGAGAUCGAGCGAGUCUGUACCGAACGAGACUUCUGCUUCUACACGACACACGUUAAUGAUCCUUUGCCAGCAGCAGUGGGUGACAAGGUCCUAGAAAUUGUGAUCAGGGAUGAUCUGGUGGAGCAUUCGAGACGUGUUGGGAAGUCGCUACAUCAGGGACUCAACAGAUUGAAGGAUCGGUACGGAUGUAUUGGCGAUGUCCGUGGUCGAGGACUGAUGGCUGGGGUCGAGAUUGUGGGCGAUCGCAACACGAAGGAGCCGGCACUUGAGCUGGGCAAAGACAUAGCCACAGCCAUGUAUGACCGAGGCUUGUGGGCCAAUCUCAGCAGCCACUCCAGCUUUGGCGGUGUGUUCAGGAUCGCCCCUCCCAUCACCAUCACUGAGGAGCAGAUUCUCGAGGGCUUACAGAUAAUGGAGGAGGCCUUCGCAGCCACUGCUGGCAGCAAGCCUUUGUAUUGA